Aedes albopictus (Asian tiger mosquito) is the source of this 10870-nucleotide messenger RNA. RefSeq names its product protein unzipped. The transcript is spliced from 10 exons. Bases 737 to 2278 code for a protein of 513 amino acids. NCBI's taxonomy places the organism in Eukaryota, Metazoa, Arthropoda, Insecta, Diptera, Culicidae. The record is from RefSeq and is a predicted model, not a curated record.
GGCUGACCAACCGGCCGGCUCCCACAAAUAAAUGUUCGAUCAUUGUUAUUCUAAUAAGGAUUUCUUUUGUGUGUUUCUUUUUAUUUUACAGACAACAACUCAUUCGGCAGCACCGUGUGACUUCCCGGGCUUUGCGGUGGUUACUGUUGCGGAUGCUGAUCAUUAACCAGUGUUAAGUCGGUGUCGUGGUGACCUAGCAGCAGUCGCAGGUGGAACUCUCAUGCGUAAGCUGAGUCGUGAUCAGAAGAUUUCCAUCAGAGUUCUUCAGGGAACAAGUGAUGGUGAGCGCGAAGAAAAGGUUUGAAUCGAUUUGAAGUGAGUUGUGGCUUUCGAGCAACAAGGUUAAGUGCAUCCAAGAGCCAGAGAAGAAAGAUCCCCACUGUUCUCCGGAGUUGUGUUGUGGGCGUCGAGAAGUGCUUAGUGCGUAAAAUCACUGAAUGAGCGGUUUUCGAGUGGCAAUCCGUCAAGAUAGAAAAUAAAUAGCGGAGAAGAUCAGAUUGUGAUUAGGCGUCGUCGUCGCCAUCAAGUGUAUUUAGAAGUGUGGUGGAUAUUGAAGUCACACAAUCGGAUUCAUUGUUUACGGCGGCAGCAGCAGCAGCAACAGCAACAGCGAGACCUGGUAGCAGCGCAGAACUCGACCCCUGGAACUCUUCUCAAGUAGAUUCAGUUCCAGUUCAUCGCCACCACACAAUAAAAGCUGCCCACCCAAACGGAUUCCAACUAAUCACCAAUCACAAUGUCCACCCGAAGGCGGAGUAGUAAUUCUAGGAGUUGGAACCGAUGUUCCACCAUCCUCUCCCUAGCCCUGCUCACAGUCGCCGCCGCUCUCAUCGGUGGCAGCUGGGCAAUGACCAACAGUGUGUUCAAGGCGUUCAGCAAAGAUCAAACGGUGACGUCCAGUACGCUGGGGUGGGAAAAGUUCAACGGCGAGAAGACACAACUGCAGUACGCGGUGACGAGUUACAACCCGGCGGAACAUCCCCGCUCCAAGGAACUGGUGGACAGUGACCAGCUGAGCCACACCAGCUACGUAUGCCGGAUACAGAUCGAGGGUAUCUACUGUGCCGGACAGACGCACAUGGAGGACUCGUCCACCAUCUGUACGGCGUCGCUGCAGUCGGACGUCCGGCGGCACCGGACGUUCGAGGUGCUGGUGAACCGAAACGGAGGCGGAAAGCUCAAGUGGCAACCGUGGAACAAGUUCCGGACGGAGAAGUUUCCCGGGGCCGUCAGCGCCAGCAACGGAAAGGUUGAUGAUUACUACGUGGCACGGUAUAAGCUGGUGAAUCACGGCCACCAUCAUCCCUACAUUGUGGGCAAUUACGACCCAUUGGAGAAGCUCGGUGGACGAAUCUACGCUCCCCUUCCGGGAAUGCAAGACACGGUGGAACACGAGAAAGGAGACAUCCUGGUCGAAAUUGAACCUGUCAAGUACGAAUUGCGAAACAUUAAGCUGAACAAGCUGCGAACUGAAAUUAAGAAGAAUACCACCAUUCUAGGUUCCACAAUUCUAUCGAACAUCGAGGAUAUGACCAAUCAGGCCGAAACGGUCAUCACGUACGAUUACGCCAAAGUGACCUACUACGGUCGGCAGCUGGGCGUUGGCAAUGGUGUUCCAACCAAGGUGAUUGACCCCCGAACGCAACAACCGGUCGAUAUCUUUUGGGGCGUAGAGCUUACGGAGAGGAAGUUUGAGACGAAAGCCAUCAACACGAUACUGCAACCGGGUACUGCCAUCAAUGUGACCCUGCUGGGUAACUACACCGAAAUGGAGGCACCGUAUCAUGCGCUGCUUAAGGCGUACUACGAUGAUAACAGCGAUGCGACGUCGAGGAAGCUGACUGGAUAUAUGCUCAGCAAAGACAUGGAGGACGUCAAGAUCGAGUUCAGCCCCAUCUACUGGAUCGAGAACGGCACCCUGGUACCGACGACGACGACAACCACCACAACGACCACCACCUCGACGACGGAGGCCACCACCACCAGCGAACCGGUCCCAAUAACUGACACCCCUCUGGCCGACCUCAGCAACCGUUUCGGCGGUGGCGUCAUAGACGAAGAAAUGAGCAACGAAAUCAACAGCCGAGAGGAGGCCGCCAGCAGCCGAAGUAUCGAUAAGCCGGAAAGCAGCAUCAGCAUGUCCAGCAUCGGGGGUGCCGGGUCCGGCAAGCGGCAGAGCAGUGGGGCCACCACAAUAACCCGGUGGUCGUCGUCCGGGGCGAUAGCGCUGGUGGUGGCGGCGACGGCGGUGAUCAACGCGGCAGCACAAUGGAUUUAACUCUAGGCUUGAUUCGACGUAGCUUGUAGGUUGUUUUUCCUUUUGGGACGAAGAAAAGUGAGUUUAUUUUAAUUGACUAUCGAUUUUCCAAUUACCAACUUUAGUUUUGUUGUUCCUGUGUCCGUUUUUAUUAUAAUUUUUAUAAUGGCUAAGUUAAGUGGAAUGAAAGAGUUUCUGAGGAUAAUGAUCAUUGGAAUGUGCAGAAGUUUUAGUGAUGUAAGAAGUUCAAACGAAAGAAAACCAUUUUCUCAUCACAUUGCUCUUGUUUUUUUUUACUAGCUGAUAAGUGCGCGUAAGUUUUAAAAACUAAGUUAAACAAACCACUAUAUCAUUCUGUAAUGAAUUAGGCAGAAAUGAACGGCUAAAUUUAUCAAACGAAAAGUUCUCAACCGUUUUUCCAUGAUUUUGAAUAGUGCAAAGAAAAAUCGACCCAGUGGACAGUUUGAAGCGCGAGUAAAGGCGUAGCUUUUACCAUUAAGCCGAUAUCGAUGCGAGAAGUCGGCUGCUAAAAGUGAAAUAAUCUAUAUGUUCGUAUCAUGUAAAUAUAGUUAAUAUAUUGGAUUAGUUUAGCAUUAUUGUAACUCUAUCUGAAUUGAUUAUUAUGUAGGAAAAAACAGACGACAAUUGAUUUGCGCGAUUUUAGGAUUCAGUAAGUGUCGAAAACAUUCCAAUUUGAUAGUACCUACAAACACAUGAAACAGUAGUUAGAAUGGAGCGGCCUAUUUCUUGGAGGAUGCGGUUUGUCGAAAGACUGUACACGGAAUAACAAUAGAAACAGUUUCUUCUGGUUCAACAUGAAAGGGAUAAACAGCUACAGUUUGGUAUCUGUCUACAAACAUCAUUAGCACUUGUUAAUUUCCAACGACUAAAUUUCCGAUAGGAUGAAUAUUCUAUUACAACAUCUCAAGUUCGAUCAAUACACUGCCAAUUCCACGAAAUCUUCCAAUAGACCUUAUUUGUUUGUCCUUUCGCUUUGAACCAGAUGAGAGUUGUCUUUCUCCGGGAAAGAUGUUACAGCAGAAAACUCAGACACACCUAUCAAAAGUUUCAUCGAUUAUGUAACACAUUUCUUUUCAAGUUUAACUAUGUAUUAUUUUUGUGUAACCUACCUGGAUGGAUGCAGUGUAGCGUCGGUCUCGGAAGAUAUUCAUCCAGUUUACCCGAAAGAUUAGGUCAUCUUGGCUAUCCAUAAUGACCUCUACCUGUAUUUGCAUGCAGCUGUAUUACGACUUUGCACUUCAUGGAAAAUGCUAAGUGUUACAAGAUAUAAUAUUCUUUAACAACUAUAACAAACAUUAUCUCUAUUAUUCACUACUUCAAUGGGAUUCGUGGCCGUGCGGUUAGAGGCGUUUCGUAAGCCUCAGAGUGUGGGUUCGAUUCCCGCUUCAGUCGGUGAAAACAUUUCGUCAAACGGAAAAUUCUCCACUGGAUCACUGGGUGUUUCGUGUGGUGUCCGUUGUCUCAUGUUUGUGAUCUGUUUAGUUUGUGCAAAUUCUGGUUGAAAACGGUGCAGUAUCUUUUUAAACACUAACUCCACUAUGCAUGCCUCUGUCUCCACCCGCAAUCAUGUGCUUGGUGUCAUAGUCGAGUACAUUGUCAAACUGAUUCUCAUUGUGCCAGUGGCGUAGCCAGAAAUUUACUCUGGGAAGGGUUUUUUGGCGAUAAAGGAUACCUUUUGACGUAGGACUACGUCUCUCUUUUCUAUACCGGGUGUCAUUCUAAAUUUUCAGAAAUCGGCCGCGUUACGUUUAAAGUGGAGAUUUUGAGCGUUAAUAGCUCAGCCAUUUCUUGUUGAAUUUUCUAAAUUUUGGCACCAAUCGAUUGCAAAUCUUUACACCAAUUAUGUCCAAUAAUAAUAUUUGCUGUUUUUCAAUAACAAACUAUUGAAAAAUUGGGAAAAGUGAACCCAUGUUUAUUCCAGCCAAUCACGAUCGAGCACAUUUUGGAUGCUCCCGUCGAAUAUAAAAGCUACUGCUUCUUCGCAUCUUCCCUCAUUUGUCUUUGUCGUCUCGAGGUGAACGCAUCGAACGAGAGCGGCCCACUUUCUUCGUUUGCGUUUUCGCUCAUUAUUCUUUGACGGCCGUGUUGGCUCGGCGUCGGUGGUUGUCGGCAAGGGUGCUGUUGCACAUUCGCCUUCUAACCGUCUAAAGCGGCACGCAAAAACGGCUACGCUCAAAAAUGUGUUCGGCCUGCACAUUUUUAGUAAACAUCCAUGCCGCACAUGACUGUGUUGGAAACACACAUUUUUUUUUUAAAUUGCUCGUACGCUCACAUUAGCAUGUAUUUUGCAAUAAUUUCGACAUGGCAACCUCACUGGGUUUAUAAACCACCUUCAAAUACCGAAAAAUAUUGAUAUUUUGCAAAAAUGUGAGCGUACGAGAAAUUUAAAAAAAUGUGUGUUUCCAACACAGUCCCUGUGCGGCAUGGGCGCUACUCAAAAAUGAGAGUUUUUAUUUUAGAGAGGGCAGACGAAGGAAAGAAUACGUUUCAUCGAUUGCUCGGCGGUGGUGGCAGAGGCAGCAAAAUUCACAGAAAGAUCCGCGACAGACGAAUUUGCGAGUUGCGUCGCUGUCCUCGGGGCUCGGCCCUUCACCGGCGGCGGCGCAAUGAUGAUAGCAUCAGGAACAUCCAGGGCAACAAGCGGCGGGCCAAUUUUCGACGGCGUGCAGCAUUCAGCACGGAGGAAUCCAACACGCAUUACGUGGCAUGAUAAAUUCAUGUCAUUUUGACGUAGGACUACGUCUCUCUUUUCUAUACCGGGUGUCAUUCUAAAUUUUCAGAAAUCGGCCGCGUUACGUUUGAAGUGGAGAUUUUGAGCGUUAAUAACUCAGCCAUUUCUCGUCGAAUUUUCAAAAUUUUGGCUCCAAUCGAUUGGAAAUCUUUACACCAAUUAUGUCCAAUGUUAACAUUUGCUGAUUUUCAAUAACAAACUAUUGAAAAAUUGGGAAAAGUGAACCCAUGUUCACUCCAGCCAAUCACGAUCGAGCACAUUUUGGAUGCUCCCGUCGAAUAUAAAAGCUACUGCUUCUUCGCAUCUUCCCUCAUUUGUCUUUGUCGUCUCGAGGUGAACGCAUCGAACGAGAGCUGCCCACUUUCUUCGUUUGCGUUUUCGCUCAUUCUUCUUUGACGGUCGUGUCGGCUCGGUGGCGGUGGUUUUCGGCAAGGGUGCUGUUGCACAUUCACCUUCUAACCGUCUAACGCGGCAGACCAAGGAAGUGUUUGAACAUCGGAUUGAUCGACGGUGGUGGCAGAGGCAGCAGCAAAAUCCGGAAUCGCACCCACGGCAGCAAGCGGCGGGCCAAUUUUCGACGGCUUCCAGCAAACAGCACGGAGAAAUCCAACACGCAUUGCAACAUGAAUUGAUUUCAAUUCCUUCCUAAAACCGUCCAUAAUUCAAACGGUUCUUUGCAGGACAAUCGAAAAUGCUUCCUAGUGAGUUAAUUGAAUAAAUUUCCUCCAUCGACCGAGAAAGUGUAGUGAAAACAAAUAGUGAAAGAUUGAAUUCUUGGUGGUGGUUCAGCAACAGUGAGGGCGAUCACUAAUCUCAUCCACGGCAGCAAGCGGCGGGCCAAUUUUCGACGGCGUUCAGCAUUCAGCACGGGGAAAUCUAACACGCAUUGCGUGGCAUGAUAAAUUCAUGUCAAUUUUCUGUCUAAAAUCGUCCAAUAUUCAAACGGUUCUUUUCAGGACCACAGAAAAUUAUUCCUCAAGAGUUGUGAAUCAGAUAAUUAUUUCAUUCCAUCGCUCGGUAAAAGUGUGGUGCAACCGAAAAGUGAAAAAUUGUAUGCUUGGUGGCCCCGCAACAAUAAUGAUGCCGGCCACUAAUGAUUCCACCAGGAAUUUAGCAACGUUCUAUCAUAUCCAGAUCAUUUUUCGUGAAACAUUGUUUAAUUUAACCAUUUUUCGAAUUAAAAUAAUCUAAAUCUUCCAAUAUUUUGGUUACUUUAUUCGUUAAAUGAAAAUUUUCUCAUUUCUCGGUUGAUUAAUCGAUUGAUGCGUCUGGAGCAUGAGGGGCGGGUCAUGCAAACGAAAUUAACUGAAAAGCCAGCCGAAUGGGAGGAGCUUCAUCUGCAAAUCUAGGGGCAUAAAACCUGUUCCCUUUAAUUUCUUUCGUCAUUUUCGUUGGAUCAGUUAGGCAGGGUGAAUGUCACCUUCAUAGCUGAGCAGUGGCACAUCAACCCAGCCGCAACUCUCGGCUAUCGUGCGGAUAGCACCAGGAAUCUCAUCCAUGGCAGAAAGCGGCGUACCAGUUUUCGGUGGCAUCCUGUAUUUAGCAAGGAGAAAACCAACACGCAUUGCGUGACAUGAUGUUUUCAUGCACUUUCGUUCCUAAAUCAAACGGUCCUUUUCAGGACCACCGAAAAUAAUUCCUCAAGAGUUGUAAAUCAGGUAAUUUCAUUCCAUUAAUCGAGAAAAGUGUGGUUCAAUCGAAAAAUGAAAAAUUGAAUUCCGGCCACUAAUCGUUCCACCCAGAAUUUAGCAACGCAUUGUCCUAUCAGAAACAUUUUUCGUGAAACAGUGUGGAGCGCCCAGAAAUUACGUUACGUUAAAAGGGGGGGGGGGGGGUUCAACAAUGUGUGACGACCCAUACAAAAAUUUCAGAGGUCCCAUACAAAAAGUGUGACAGUGAUGAGGAGGGGUUGAAAAUGACUAAUUUUUGUGUGCCGUAAUUUAAGGACGAUCCCUUGUUUAAUUGUAGCAUUUUUCUAAUUACAAUGAUCUAAAUCUUUUUAUAUUUUGGUUACUUUUUUUGUUAAAUGAAAAUUUCUCUCAUUUCUUGGUUGAAAAUCGUUUGAAGCGUCCGAAGCAUGCGGGGCGGAUCAUGCAAUCGAAAUAAACUGGAAAGCCAGCCGAAUGGGAGGAGCUUCAUCUGCUAAUCUAGGGGCAUAAAAGCUGUUCCCUCUGAUUUCUUUCGUCUAAUUUUUUCUUUCGACAUUUUCGUUGGACCAGUCAGGGAGGGUGGAGGUGAAUAUCACCUACACGGCUGCGCAACGGCACGUCAACUGCGACGAGUGAUAUCACCAGGAAUCUCAUCCACUGACCACGGCUGUAAGCGGUAGGUCCGGCAAGGAUAAUGGAAGUUACCUCCGCAGCUGGGUAGCUGCGCACCAACCCAGCGACGACUCUCGACUAUCUAUCUGAUAGAACCAGGAAUCUCAUUCACGGCAGCAGGCGGCGGCAGUUUUCGAUGAAUUCCCGCAUUCAGUGCGGUUAAUUUUCAAUUGUCUUUCUAAAAUCAACCGUUAUUUGAACUGACCUUUUCAGGACCAGAGAAAAUUAUUCCUUCAGAGUUAUGAAUCGGAUAAUUUUCGGAUAUAUUUCAACGAUCGGUAAAAAUGUAAUGCAUUCGAAAAGUGAAUGGUUGAAUGCUUAGUGGCUCAGUAACAGCAAAAUCGGUCACUAAUCUUUCUACCCGAAAUUUAGCAACGCGUUAUCUUAUUCGGACAAUUGUACCUGAAACAUUGUUUCAUUCUAAUAUUUAUCGAACUAAAAUGAUCUUAACUAUUCAAUACUUCAAUUAGUUUAUCCGUUCGAUUAGAAAUUGUCUCAAAGAACGGUUGCAGUCGUUUGAAGCGUCUGACACAAUGUGGGCGGGUCAUGCAAACGGAAUAAACUAGGAAGCCCGCCGAAUGGGAGGAGCUUCAUCUGCUAAUCUAGGGGCAUAAAAGCUGUUUCCUCUGUUAUCUUUCGUUAUUUUCCUUGGAUCAGUCAAGGAGAAGGGAGAUGUCACCUCCCAGCUAGGCAGCAGCACACAAACUCAGCGAUGACUCUCGGCUAUCGUGGUGGCAGCACCAGGAAUCUCAUCCACGACAGCAAACGGCCGCAUUCAGUAUGGGUAAAAUCGCAUUGCGUGAUGAAUUCAUGCAAUUGUCUUGCCAAAAUCUUCCGUUUUAUAAACAGUAUUUUCCAGGAUCAGCGAAAAUGAUUCCUCAAGAGUUAUGAUUCGGAUAAUUAAAAGCGACAAUAUGAAAGCUUGGUAGUUCAGCAAUAGUGAAGUCGGCCACUAAUAUGUUCUUCCAAGAUGAAAACAACGUAUUGUCGAAAGAGUUUCACGUUAAACUUUCGUUGAAAAGAUCUAUCUAACGCCGUUCAAUUAUCUAAUAAUUUUAUUCGCUCGAUGAAAAUUCUCUCGUAGAACAGUAAUUUAACCAUUAAUCUUCAAAACGAAAUAACUCUUGAACUAGUCAACAUCUUUCCAAGUAACCGAACCAGCUGAAUAACAGCUUCUUGAGCUAAAGUUUGCUUAAGAGUGAUUUGUUUUACUCUUAUACAGCUAAAAUGUGUUUUGGGUUAUGAAUGCGUUCAGCGAAAGCGAUCACACAACAACUUGACUAACACAUCAGUCCACCAUUUGUAUUAUUAUAACAACAAACAUUGUAUUAUGGAAAUAUAAAAGUCGGAACCUCGUUCCAGCCUUUGUCCUACGUCAACAUUGCGGUUAUGUCUCAGACAUUACCCACUCCUAGUUUUUUUGUGGGCUUCGUGGCCGUGCGGCUUGAGGCGUCAGUCAUCUAGACGUUUCCUAAGCCUCAGGAGUGUGGGUUCGAUUCCCACUCGUCAGGGAAAACUUUUCGUCGAACGGAAAAUUAUCCCUUGCUUCCAUGUUUCCGACGUACGAAGAUUCCUGGGACAAUAUCCAACGUUGCAGAUGUUGUGAUUCGACGUGUUCUUGCCCUACUUGCCAUCCAAUGAUACCUAGUUAAACUGGAAAACAAAAUUAUAAUGUUAAAUCGAUGACAACAGUUAAAUAUAAUUUUCAUAAAAUUCAUAAUGCUUAUUGCUUUUGCUGCACUCACCAUCAAUAUAACAUAGGGAAACCAGGAGAAUAGAGUCUACAGUACAAACCGAAAAAGAAUGAGAUGGAAUUUGGAUGGACCGAAGUUGCAUGCCAAUCAACCCAAAUGACAGACGGUUUUUGAAGCCUAGUUUGAUGUAACCUUUGCAAAAACAAAAUGUAAUUCUCUCUGUUCUAACCACGAAAAACAUAGCAAAAUACUCGGAAACAAUUAGGACGAAGGACGAUGAUGAAACUCUUGUGUAGAUUAAUCGAAUUAUACAACAAACCGGGGGAAACAUCACAAUACAUACAAUCUUUUUCAGAUCUAAUAUGUGAAAUAAAUGAACAAGAAAACCAAACAAAAUCUAAAAAAAGAACAUAUAAAUGCCUUGCGUGUGUGAUCAAUACUCUUACAUACUGAUUGAAAUACCGUCUUGUUGCCGCAAAGGUGUAAUAUUUGUAAAGCUGACGCCUGUAGUAGUCCUUGUAGAUCCCGUGUACCCAAACUGCUCCUGAAUUAUUGCUAAGAUCGUGUGUCAGCUAAAACUGAGCAGACGACAUUGGGAAUGUGAUCAAUAUUUCGUAGUACCGAUUUGAGUCCGAAGAGUAUGUAAAAGCAAAGAUAUGGAAAGAAGCUUCGCUUGAUCAUGCUUGUUACAAAACUAAAAAAAACGUUAAUUUGUGUCUUGAGAGCUUGAAACGUAACUCCAAAUUAAUUCUAAAAAUUUAAGCUACCCAAUGAAAACGAUUUCAUUCUGAGAUACCUACAUCAAAGAACUUCGAAUAAAGUUAACUUUGGAGGAUUAUUGAAAAUCACGACAAAAACGCAUACGUUGCCUUGAUUUGCCUGUGCUUCUUCAGUAUGUUUUCAUUAUUUACAAUUGUGCGAAAAAAAAUAAAGAAACCGCAAAUGCAUCUAUUUAUAUAUUAGUCACAAAGAAACUGUAAAUUAACCUGGCCAAAAUAUGAAGCGUUUAAAAGAAUAGUGGAAAUUGAAAAUCAAAGUCAAUGUGAGCGAUAAACGAAAUGCAAUUGAACGAAGGAAAACGAUUAGGGAAAAAAGAGUAAGACGAAGGAACUAAAACAAUAGCAUAAAACAAUUAUUCUGCUCUCUCUAUCUACCCACUAUUUGAAUCCAACAACCCACUCAUGUACAGAAGUAACAAUCUCCAAAAUCCCUGGUCCUGACAAAACAAAAACGAUGAAUUAAGCAGAAAAAAAAACAAGAAUUGAAUAAUGAAAUUAUACAAAUUGCGUAGAAGACAAACAAAAGAACACAGACGCUAUUUUUAUAAUCGUAUUUAUUACCAGUAGCAAAUAAGCGUAACGAAUCACCACACAACAACAACACACACACAGUCACACAAUCUAUUGUUGUGACGCCGAAGAGCAUCCAGGAGAAGGAGGAGGAAGACUCAACAUCUUUGCCGUGUUCCUUUUUUGCUCUUUUGUGCACACUGUGGUAGCAUAAUAUAAAAAUACAAUGAACGUGUUGCUAAAGUUAAUGGAAAAGCGCGAAAUAUUUCAAGAAGAGAAAAAAAACACUAGUCUGUAAGUUGAUGAUUGUAGGUAUGCUUAUAAGCGGAAAUGUUCGAAGCAAGAAGAAAGAAACACAAGCAUUAAGCGUAAUGUGACGACAGCGAAAUGUGAGAUGAUGGAAAAGAAAAGGGAAGGAGGGAAAGCGAACAAACAAACAAAACAAGCAGAAACCGUUAUAAUUUGUUGAUUGUAUAUUAUUGUAAUGUAAAGCAACUGUAUUAUGAUGCAAAAGUGAACAAGAAUAUUCGCAAUAAAAAAAACGAGAUGGAUCAUCA